AUGCAGACCAUGGCCCAACCCACCGCAGUCCCAUCGUAUGGUGGUGCCAUGCCUCUGCCCGUCCGCCGCAAGCCCAUUGCAACCCCCGGCAUCGCCGUGCGCCCGCCGCCCGCACAGUACAGCGACACCGCCAUGGGCCACUCGCGAACCCGCACCACUUCGUCCGGCGUGUUCCCGCCCGUGGCCCCCCCACCCGCAGCCGCCGCUGCGACCAUGAACGCCCAGUACCCGCAGUAUCCCUCGCAGUACCAGAGCUCGCUGCGCCGCACCCCGACCUCGUCGACCAGCUCGACCACGGGCACGCCCAACCGCUCCAACAGCGGCGCCCUGCGCCGCUCGUCGUCGACGCGCUCCGGCACCUCGCCCACGUCGUACGUCGCCCUGAUGCGCAAGCAAAAGGCCACCGUCUGGUGCGACCGCGCCCAGUACGAGGACCCGCGCAUCCAGGCCCAGCAGCGCCAGGCGCGCAUGCGAGCCAACAUGGAGGUCGCGGGGGGCAAGGGCGCGCCCGCCCGCGGGCCCUCGGGCAGCUCGAGCAUGGCCGCCGGCAUGCGCUCCAAGGUGCGCCACCACGGCGCUCCCAAGGCCACGCUAUACGCGCCCACCACAUACACCGGCACCGGCGUCCCCAUGCGUCUCAGCGCCUCCGAGGUCGACGAGGGCGACGACGACGACAACGGCUCCAACGGCGGCCAGUACCACCACCGCACCGGCUCGGGUCGCAGCUCGCUGGGCUCCGGCCGCCGCGUCUCGUACGCCAGCCCCGCCGGCCGCCUGUCCUCGGCCUCAACGCCCCCGCAGAACUCGUCGCCCGACGACCUGGGCGACCUCGCCGAGGAACCCACGCCCAACCCCUCCCACGACGCCCCCGAGUACUUCAUGCACAAGACUAACACGCACCUCUCCACCAACAGUGGCAGCAGCGAGGAGCGCAACUUCGGUGCCCCGGCGCCCAUGAAGCAGCUCCCCAAGCUCGAAGUCACGAAGAACUCGGAUCUGAUGCGCAAGGGCAGCGUGGAUGAGCGCACCACCACAAUGAGCAAUACGCGGCUGUUCAUUGCGAAUCCUGAUGCCGAUAGCGAUUAG
This is a messenger RNA of Boeremia exigua, 1086 nucleotides long. RefSeq lists its product as uncharacterized. NCBI's taxonomy places the organism in Eukaryota, Fungi, Ascomycota, Dothideomycetes, Pleosporales, Didymellaceae. The record is from RefSeq and is a predicted model, not a curated record. The transcript has a single exon. The coding region runs from base 1 to 1086 and encodes 361 amino acids.